AUGCUUUAUUUAUUUCAACAAUUGGAUGUAAGCGAUUUUUUUGCAUAUCGAAGAUGGACAAUAUUUGAAACAAAUCAAUUGGAUAAACAUGGAAGAAAACAUCUUAUUUGUUUCUAUAUUAUUACUAAUUUAAUAUCAUCAUCAAUUCAUUGUAUCGCUAAAAUUGGAUUAUUUAGUGUCGAUAUUAUGUUUACAAUCUGUUCAUUAAUAUUUUAUUCACAUGAUCACAUUACAUUGAUUCAAUUAAUAAAUACUGUACCUGGAAUUAUAAUAUUAUCAUUAUAUAUUGAUUUUAUGAUAGGUUUAUUAUGUCAUUCGAUAAAUUUUGUAAUUUUUAUUAUAGAAUUUUUCAAAAUAUGGCUUAAUAAAUUAUUUUCAUUAUUCAAUCAAAUGAAUAAAAGAAUAAAAAGACGAAAAGAAUUAAUGAAAAGAAUGUAUUGGAAUCAAUUUCAUAAUCAAUAUAUAAAAUUAUUUGCCGAAAUUGGAUAUUUCAAUCAUACUGUAAGCACAUUAUUAUUAUGUAUUGAAUUUAUAUCAAAAUCAGCUAUUAUGAUGAGCUGUAUAUAUUAUAGCCGUCAAGAAAAAAUGGGUGUUCAUAAUACUACAUGCAUUAUUUGUUUUUUAUCCGCAUUCUUUUAUGCAACUAGUCUUUAUGUUAUUAUUUCUGGAUUACAUUCAGCAAAUUAUUCAUAUACAAUAUCAAUUUUAAAUUGGCUUGCACGAUCACAACAUAAUCGUUAUGAAUUAAAUUCAAAUAUAUGGAAUUGUAAUGUUUGGAGUUAUAUGAUGAUCAAAUCAAAUCUAUUUACACAGACAAUGAUGAACAAUCGUUUAGGUUUUUAUUGUGGUCAAUCAUUUUUUGUAACACGAUAUAAAUGUUUACAAUUAUUUCUAUUAAAUUUUUCCAAUAAAAUGUAA
Dermatophagoides pteronyssinus (European house dust mite) is the source of this 918-nucleotide messenger RNA. RefSeq lists its product as uncharacterized. The record is from RefSeq and is a predicted model, not a curated record. NCBI's taxonomy places the organism in Eukaryota, Metazoa, Arthropoda, Arachnida, Sarcoptiformes, Pyroglyphidae.